This is a messenger RNA of Triticum turgidum subsp. durum (durum wheat), 1017 nucleotides long. Lineage: Eukaryota; Viridiplantae; Streptophyta; Magnoliopsida; Poales; Poaceae. The record is from the annotation of a GenBank genome assembly.
AUGGCAGCCAUGACAAUCACCACCUCGAGCUUCCUCAAGACCUCAUUCCCUGGCGUUUGCAUUCCGGCAGCCACUCGCACCCCCUCCUGUGCCGCCACCCGGCGCACCGGGGCCAUCUGCAACUCCAUCUCCUCCUGCACCCCUCCCUAUGAUCUCAGUUCCUUCAAGUUCAGCCCCAUGAAAGAAUCUGUCGCCUCCCGUGAGAUGAUCCGACGGUACAUGACCGACAUGAUCGCCGAUGUCAACACCGAUGUCAUCAUCAUCGGAACUGGCAGCGCGGGACUGUCCUGCGCCUACGAGCUCUCCAAGGACCCGUCUGUUAACAUCGCCAUCAUCCAACGGUCCGUUUCCCCUGGCGGCAGCGGCUGGCUCGGCAGCCAGCUCUUCUCCGCCAUGGUCGUGCGCAAGCCGGCGCACCUCUUCCUCGAUGAACUCAACAUCGAGUACGACGAGCAGGAGGACUACGUGGUCAUCAAGCAUGCUGCGCUCUUCACCUCCACCGUGCUGAGCCGCCUCCUCGCGCGGCCCAACGUGAAGCUCUUUAACGGCGUCGUCGUGGAAGACUUGGUUGUCAAAGAGCAUCGCGUCACCGGUGUGGUCACCAACUGGGCGCUCGUGUGGAUGAACCAGGACACACACUCACAAACACAAUCACACAUGGACGCCAACGUCAUGGAAGCCAAGAUCGUAGUAAGCUCAUGUGGCCACGAGGGGCUAUUCAGUGCCAACGGAAAGGGAGUCAAACGGCUCGAGGACAUCGGAAUGAUCAAGACGGUGCCCCGAACCGGAAUGGAAGCGCUUGACACGAACGUAUCCGAGGAUGCAAUUGUUGGCUUAACCCGCGAGGUCGUCCCCGGCAUGAUCGUCGCUGGCAUUGAGGUUGCCGAGAUCGACGGGCCCCAGAGGAUGUGCCCAACGUUCGGCGCCACGAUUAUCUCCGGCCAGAAGGCAGCGCACCUGGCACUCAAGGCGCUCGGCCGUCCGAACGGCAUCGACUCGGAGACGGUCCCAGCGUGA